UGUCUUUUUCCUCCAUACUCCGACGCCUCUAGUCUCUCUCUCUCUCUCUGCGUCUCUUCGCUUCUCCUUCCUCGCCGCUGUUCGUACCACCGUUUACGAAGCUACUCCGUCGAAUCAGCGUGUAAAAGGAACCCUUUUUUUUUUAGAGAGAACGAGAUUGAUUCUAUUUCAGCUCUCAGAUUCUGCAGCUGAUGAAGGCGGCUUUGCAUUUCGUCUGCUCACUUGAAUUCUGGAGAAUGGCUCUGUUUUGGACCAUUGCCCUUAUUCUCUCUUACUUGCAAUUGCUUAAAAGAAGGGUCUUUAGUCCAAGAACUGGUUCACCUUCUUGCCGCAUUCGUUCAUCGACUGGUUCUCUUAGACCCAUUUGUGUUAUCACUGGUGCUACCUCUGGCAUUGGAAAGGCUGCUGCUUUUGCUCUUUCAAGAGAAGGUUUCUACGUUGUUCUUGUUGGGCGGUCUUCUCACUCAGCAUCACAGACCUUGAGCGAGAUUAAGAACCAGAACAAGGAUGCCCAUCUUAAAGCUUUCGAAGUCGAUAUGUCAUCUUUUCCAUCGAUUUUGAAGUUUAGAAACUCGCUGCAACAAUGGCUUUCUGACUCGAACAUGCAUCCAUCUAUCCAACUUUUGGUGAACAAUGCCGGGAUACUUGCAAUGUCCAGUCGGCUCACCACUGAAGGCUAUGACGAGAUGAUUGCCACGAACUAUAUUGGUGCAUUCUUUUUCACCAAACUUCUUUUACCUCUUCUCAAAACAAGCCCUGUUCCUGCGCGGGUUGUGAAUGUCACGUCUUUUACCCAUCGAUAUGCUUUUGCGAAGAGGUUUGACAAGGAGACCGUAACUGGAGUAUCCUUUUUGAGAUCAAAGCAGUACCCGUGUGCUCAGAUCUAUGAGUAUUCUAAAUUGUGCCUGCUUCUGUUCACGUGCGAGUUGCACAGACAGCUCCGCCUUACAGACGAUUCACUUCAUAUCUCUGUUGUUGCAGCGGAUCCUGGAUCAGUAAAAACAAACAUAAUGCGUGAAGUUCCUCGGCACCUCGCUCUAAUGGCGUUCUGCAUUCUGAAGCUCGUCCGUAUGCUGCAGUCCCCCGAGGAUGGAGUUAAAUCUAUCAUAGAUGCCGCUUUAGCACCACCAGGAACGUCAGGCCGAUACUUCUUCGGGGGAAACGGUAGGACCAUCGACUCGUCGGUGAUUUCCCGUGACCCGAAACUUGCGGAGGAACUAUGGAACACAUCAUGUGAUAUACUCCAUGACUCACAAUUCGCAGCAAAGGAAACAAACGCUUGAGGAGUUGAAGUUGAAGAAGAAGACCACCGUUAAAGCUGAAUGUUAGUUCUCUGCUUGGUAACAUAAACAGGAAUGAAGUGAGCUUUCAAACGAAGAUGGUAAGACAUCAUCUUUGAUGUUUCAGACAGGAAACCAAAGAAGCCAUUGAUGACGUGUUUGGUUCUUUUUCUGGUACUGGACAGCUUCAACUGAUGAGUUUAUGAAUUAUUCUCCU
Molecule: messenger RNA, 1497 nt
Organism: Tarenaya hassleriana
Lineage: Eukaryota; Viridiplantae; Streptophyta; Magnoliopsida; Brassicales; Cleomaceae
Product: short-chain dehydrogenase TIC 32, chloroplastic
Exons: 10
Coding region: 192-1283 (363 amino acids)
Source: RefSeq, a predicted model, not a curated record